This is a messenger RNA of Daucus carota subsp. sativus, 1114 nucleotides long. RefSeq lists its product as uncharacterized. NCBI's taxonomy places the organism in Eukaryota, Viridiplantae, Streptophyta, Magnoliopsida, Apiales, Apiaceae. The transcript is spliced from 3 exons. The record is from RefSeq and is a predicted model, not a curated record. Bases 221 to 868 code for a protein of 215 amino acids.
CUGAACAAAUACACUGUCCAACUAACAAAACCCCAACAGCUGAAACCCAAUCUCAUCAACUGAUUAACUAAAUAUCUGACCCACCCCAGCUAAGAGAUAUGUACUUACAUUCACUUGUAUUUAUCCAUCACCAACUUAUUAUCUUUGCCUCUUCUUAUGUUUCUUCUCUCUAGAUUUUCUCUCAUCAACUUAACGACUACUGAAAGUUUCGAGAUUUAUUAUGGAGGAGAAGAUGAAUUAUGAGCAUGGUUCUAGCGCUGAAUCUGUUUUCAGUGGCUUUGGAUCUUCUUCGGGUCUGAAUACUCCUGCUGGGUCGGACCUGGAUUCUCUGGAGAGCGAGGAGGAUGAUUUUAUGGCGGAGUUGACUCGAAAAAUGGCGGAAAACAUGCUUCUUGAAGAUGAUAAUAAAACUACCCCUGUUUCCCCUGUUUCGGACAACACUGCUCAGUGCGGACAAUAUGAACACCAAAAGAAGGCUCAUUUUCAACACCAACCAAGAAACAGAGAAUAUGGGUAUGCGCAUGCAAGGAGACCGGGUGUUCUGAGUGCAGCACAGGCCGGGUCGGGUAUGAGAGUGGUGUUUCUCGGGUCAAAAAACGGGUCAUCCGGAACUGGGGUUUUCUUGCCAUCACAGGCUACCAAUAAUAAUAAUAUUGUUAAUCCAGCCUAUGAUCAUCAGUACCGUAAGAAACCAGUAUGCUCCACGGUUCUGGUACCAGAAAGAGUGCUGCAGACUCUGAAGCAGCAUUUCGAGAAGAGAUCAAAUGCUCACGGAGGGCUGCAAUCGCAUACGCAACAGAAUCAACGGUUGCAGUCGCAGGAGAAUCACAACCAGGAGCUGCAACUUCCGCAAGAAUGGACUUACUGAUGAUCGAAGCAUUAGUAAUGGCUGUCUUUGUCAGAUGGAACUAGUUAAGAAUAAUCAACACACAAGAAGAAAAUAUUCUUUGUCAAAUAAGAAAUCUUGUCAUAGAUUCAGGUUAAGUAAUCACCAUACGUAUGAAUAUGGUGCUGAUGAUUAAGAUGUGUCUAGUUAAAUUAUUGGAAUUCCGCUUUGUAAAUAAAUAUUUGAUUAUUUAUAAAAAUUAAUAAUGAUUGUAUCCUGCUUAGGCUA